AAAAUUGUUUUCUUGUAUAGGGUAUGUCUGUCAAUGAAGAUGUAAAUAAAAAAUGGUUAAAACUUGUUCAAACCUGGACCGAAAAGUUAAAAUCUAAUCCAGAUGCUCUCUUUUUUGAAGAAAAUGACAAGUCUGUUUUUAGUGAAUAUCAAACUUAUGUGGAUGAGUUACGCCAUUAUGUAAACCUCCUUGAUGCAUGGAUAGCUGCAAACGGUAUUAAGAAAGCUUCACAAGAAAUACCAACCGUAGGAAAGUUGUUUUCACAGCUUUGUAAAAUACCCCUGGUUCAUGUUAAUGAACAGUUAUCAACCAAAUUAAUUAGCUGUAUGCUCAGUUUAUCUGAUCUUACAAAUCCUGAUGUAGAAGAGAGUGAGAAAAACACCUUUCAACGGGCCAAAAAAUGGACUGUGGAUCAUUUUUUGAAUGCAACAAACAUGUAUGUGGGUGGUGUGGAUACAUUUUUAAUGGAAGAAUUUGGUAUUUCACAAGAAGAAUAUUUGAUUGAACAUGUCAAGCAGGUUGUAGUUGAAAUUACAAAAUGGUUGGAACAGCCACACUUGAAUGAUGUUUUACUUAAAUACAAUCAACUGAUGUUUGACGUGUUCAAAUUGAUACAAGAAGAUUCUCUGUUACCUGUGCUUGAGGAAGGCCUGAGUUUCUCUUACAGAAAUCAAUUGGAUUGCAGUAUUUCUUCACAAUAUUUUGCAUGGUUGCUUUCAAGCAAGCAUAUAAAGAAACUUUCUUUUCACUCUUUACAUGCUUUAUUUAGUCUCGAUUAUCAAAUUUUUGAAAGCUACAUAAUAGAUAACACAAAGGAGGUUAUUGACAGCUAUCCUUAUACAAAUAGAAGAUACAUAAAGAAUAUGCUGACCAAGUCAAGAAUAAUUGAUUUAUGUUGCGCAGAUGCAAAAUACUUUCAUGGAUUGACGCAAAUCUUAAAAGAGACUUUUCAUGUUGUUGGUCAACAUCCAUCACUUAUCUGCUUUGUCCAAAAAGCUGUGCAGAUUUGUAGUAAACAAGUGCGAUGUGCUGAUGAUGUAGCUUUGUUUAACAACAUGGGAAAAGGUUUGUCUAGUGAGAAGAACGAACAAAAGCUUUUACGUUUGCACUCAACUCUGGAAGAUGAGUUAAAUCGCGAAGCAGAUGUUUCAAAGGAAAUACAGAAGUUCAAUAUAUGGUUUAAUAUUAUUCAACAGACAGAUUGUAUCAAUCAAGCUCUGUUAUUUCUCUUUGAUGGGAAAAGAGAGAACAUCAAAAAGUAUUUGCACAUCGUUAUGUUAUAUUUCUAUCCAAGCAUUCCACAUGAUACUUUUGAGCAAACAUUAACAUCUUAUGUUUUUGCAUUGCGAAACUUACAGCAGAAGAAACAUCUCCAACUUUGUGAUUUAAAAUAUCUUUUAUCAUCUGUUGUCCAAAAAUUACAAGUUAACAUUUCUACACUUCUAUACAUUAUUAAUGUACUCUUCUUUGCAAAAUCAGGUGGUGGAGGGUCUAUUAUGAAGGAAUUCCUUGAUACGAUGUUUCAUCAUAUGCACAAAGAUGAUAUCAUGUACUGGUUUUUAUACACACUAGAUUUUAUCAGAAAAGCAUUGUGGGAUAUUACAGAAACUAAUGCUUGCAUAUUGUUAAAACUGUUACGCCAUUUUGAACCUAAAAUAGAUAUAAUCUCUGAAGAUCAAAGUAGCAAAGAUUUCCAUGUACAAAGGUGUAAAGAAUUGUUAGAUCAUCUUACUAAAAUGUAAAUAAUUUUGUACAUAAUUAUUAGUGCAUGGAAUAUUAUUUCUCUUGGUUGUUGUGCA
Hydractinia symbiolongicarpus is the source of this 1799-nucleotide messenger RNA. RefSeq lists its product as uncharacterized. The transcript has 10 exons. Lineage: Eukaryota; Metazoa; Cnidaria; Hydrozoa; Anthoathecata; Hydractiniidae. Gene Ontology annotation, cellular component: Fanconi anaemia nuclear complex. The record is from RefSeq and is a predicted model, not a curated record. The coding region runs from base 24 to 1742 and encodes 572 amino acids. Gene Ontology annotation, biological process: interstrand cross-link repair; cellular response to oxidative stress; nucleotide-excision repair.